AUGCCUGGCAUCAGUCACGACCGCUCAGCCGCAGCGCUCCGCGGUGUCGCUGACGUCGCUGCCGGGCCAAGACCAACACGACGACCGUUCGCGACGAGCAAUGCAACGGCCAGUACCUUGUCCGCCCACCCGACCGUCAGAGAGGAUACUCAAACACCCCGGGCGGUGACUGUCACCUUUACGAAUGGCAAACAAACCAAAUUGUAGGUCACAGCACUCGCAGUCCGCAGCCGAGACUUGACUCACAUUCCCGCUUCCUGCUCUCUCCCUCUGCAAUUCCGACUACAGUCACUAUCUCUGGCUACGAGACCACUGUCGAGACGCGCGAUCAUACCACCCAGCUACGAAGCAGCGCUUGGUCGAUACACCCACCGUCAGUGCUCGUAGUGCUCGUACUCGCUCGCUCGUGGACAUGUGGACAUGUGGUGCUCAACUACCUUCCUACGCUUGGGGCCGUGUCUAUCCCAGAUCCCUCACGAUUUGAUGCCGCAAAAUGUCGAACCAAGUGCGAAGGGACUCUCUCUCACCUGUCCGUGAACCAGCCCGUGUAUUUUACAUCUGUAUGGCCGCAACAAAUUGACAUCUUGUUGCUCAAUCGACAGGGCCGGCCGACCCUUCUUCCUCUUCUUCGGCGUAUACCUCAUUCUUUCCGUGGGCCUUCCUGCUCGAGCACUCUUACGAGCCUGCACUAGACGAUCGGAUACCAUUCAAUGAGUAGGUGCGCUUCCAUCUGCUCGGAACCCUUGAAUUAGAUGCUAAGAUCCUCUUGCCCUUGAUGUGGGAAAACCUAUCCCUCCUGCUCAGCAAGAUUCUUUGGACCUCGGAAAUCGCCCACGAUCCGCCGAUGGUCGAACACGAUCAAGUCAUGGGGUCCGAAGAGGGUGUUUAUGAAUGGGUUAAGAGGAUCGUGAGUCAUGCAUCGUCGAGGUUUGUCGCAUCAACUAUCCUCGGAUUUUGAACGAGUGUGACCCACAGCAUCAAUUCGGCUUCUCUUUCGUCCGAGGGAUCCCAACUACCCCCGAAGCGACCGAGGCGUUGCUUCGACGGAUAGCCUUCAUCCGCGAUACGCACUAUGGUGGUUCGUACCUCGCUUGAGCUGUCAUAAAACACCCCUGACGGCUAACUUCUUGCUUUCCCUACCCCAGGCUUUUGGGAUUUCACUGCCGAUCUCAAACAUGGGGAUCUCGCGUAUUCGAACGUGGUACUCAACAGUCAUACGGAUACCACCUAUUUCACCGACGCAAGUUCAUACCUAGGCUGUCCCUGACGGAGACUCGAGCUAAACUCCCUGUUCCACUACAGCCCUGCGGUCUACAAAUGUUCCACCUCCUCUCCCCCUCCACCUCCCACAAAGGUGGCCACAAUCUCCUCGUCGACGGAUUCCAAGCCGCUCAAACCCUACGCAAAUCUCACCCCGAGCACUACGACUUCCUGUCGACCGUCCGCCUUCCCUCCCACGCCUCGGGAACAGGCUCAGAUUCGAUCCCCUCAGGCGUGCAUCUAACACCUCUGGUGCGCAAACCGGUGUUCAACCAUGACCCUAUGAACGGGGAAUUGAUCCAAGUUCGUUGGAAUGGUGAUGAUCGAGGAGUCGUCGGAGGACAGGGCUGGGCUGGGGGCAAGAUGGAGCGAUGGUUCGAAGCGCUGAGAGCUUGGGAAGGGGUACUGAGGAGUGAGAAGAGUCAGUUGUGGACGAAGAUGGAGAUGGGCACGGCCAUUAGUUGAGUGAAGCCUUUUCUUGACGACCGACCACCUUCUUGGUUUUUACAAGAACGAUUUCGCUGACCGCUCUCGCACCUCCUUCCCUCUUCUUCUCCGAACAGUCUUUGAUAAUCACCGCGUCUUGCACGGCCGAUCCUCCUUCGUAGGCGAACGAAGGCUCUGCGGCGCUUAUAUCAACCACGACGAUUACAGAUCACGAUAUAUUGGACUUCAUAAUCAAUUUGGGCCCAAGGAGGAGGAGAAGAGGAAAAGGGCCGAAUGGGAGAAGGGGUUUGGGGUUGUUCGGAAGGGAGGUGGGCACGGGGUUUGGGACGGGUGGUGA
Molecule: messenger RNA, 2044 nt
Organism: Microbotryum saponariae
Lineage: Eukaryota; Fungi; Basidiomycota; Microbotryomycetes; Microbotryales; Microbotryaceae
Source: the annotation of a GenBank genome assembly